AUGUCGACAUCGAAUGAAGAAAGGGACCUUUUGGAGUAUUACAAAACGCAACGAAGGCUUCAUCGUAUAGAUGAAUCGAUGGAGAAGAUUCGGAAUCUUUUUGAUUAUACCAAUCCAUUUAUGGCUCACACAGAAAAGACGGAAGUUUCCUUUUCAGAUGGGAAUAGUAUAGUGGACUUAACCAAUCGCUUUGUGUUUACACUUGAUCCUCCUUCUACUCGGUUGUAUGAUGAUGCGAUUAGUUAUCGAGAGAUUCCUGAGAAGAGAAUGAUAGAGAUUGGGUUUCACUGUCCUUAUUUUGAUCAAAAGGAGUUGCCCUUUUUCAGUGGAUUUGUCGAGAAGAGUUCGCAGUGUGUGAGUUUGAAUGGGUAUCGCGAGAUGAUGGCAAAGAACAAUUUUGACCAUCAAAAGUCUUUAAGUGUGAAGAAUGGAGUGAUCAAGUGUCUCUCCGUCCUUUGUUAUUUCAAUAGUAGUUUUGAUUUAGUCGCUCGAUGGUAUGGCUUGUCUCACAUCAAAAUCACUUGUAAUUUGCACUACGUCGAUGCUACCUAUUUGAAUUACGAGAAGCUGACGUACACUACAACCACCGGUGACGUUUUAAGCGUCCCACAAAACGUCAUUCUUGGCGUCCAGAGAUGUAUCGAUACUUUUAAAAAUUACAUGAAAAAAAAGUACCCGUCGUAUAAGCAAUUUAAAGGCUUCAAUGGAUUUAUCGCAGUCGUCGGAGAUGUUUUGGGAUUACUCAUUUCAAGAGACUUGUUCGCUGUAUAUAAGGAUUUGGCUUUCGCUCUUGUUCUGACGUCUUCUAAGAAGGCCGUCGCUUCAAACAGAUCCCCUCUCAGAAAAUUUGGUGAUUUACUCGCUAAUUAUCAACUCGUCGCUUUGAUGAAAGGUCUUGAGAAAAAUGAUAUGAUGAAGUUCGUUGCUGGGUAUGACAUCUCCGUCGAUGAUUUCAAGGAGCUCAUCAGGUCAAAUCGCUUGGAAAUCUAUUGA
This is a messenger RNA of Entamoeba invadens IP1, 993 nucleotides long. RefSeq lists its product as hypothetical. The record is from RefSeq and is a predicted model, not a curated record. The coding region runs from base 1 to 993 and encodes 330 amino acids. Gene Ontology annotation, molecular function: 3'-5'-RNA exonuclease activity. Lineage: Eukaryota; Evosea; Mastigamoebida; Endamoebidae. The transcript has a single exon. Gene Ontology annotation, biological process: mRNA catabolic process. Gene Ontology annotation, cellular component: P-body; exosome (RNase complex).